Molecule: messenger RNA, 2267 nt
Organism: Chelonia mydas (Green sea turtle)
Lineage: Eukaryota; Metazoa; Chordata; Testudines; Cheloniidae
Gene: ERI3
Product: ERI1 exoribonuclease family member 3
Exons: 8
Coding region: 115-891 (258 amino acids)
Biological process (GO): exonucleolytic trimming to generate mature 3'-end of 5.8S rRNA from tricistronic rRNA transcript (SSU-rRNA, 5.8S rRNA, LSU-rRNA)
Molecular function (GO): 3'-5'-RNA exonuclease activity; nucleic acid binding
Source: RefSeq, a predicted model, not a curated record
GGAAGCCCCGCCCCCGGCGGCGGGAGCGGCCGCUCCGGUUGGCCGGCCGGGCUGCCGCUCAGAACGGGGUCGGGGGUCAGAGUGCGCGGAGUUUCAGAUGCCUCUGGAUGCUCCAUGGUAGCACUCUUCCAUAUUGGAGCAGCAAAGAUUCCUCCAAGCGUACUUCCAAGGGUGAGACAAGCUCUGUGCUUCUACCGCCUACGUUGCUUUCUCCAGGGGUGCGGCUCCACCGUAAACAGGAAACUGGCGUCCCACGGCUUUGGCGCGUCCAUGGCAGCCAUGUCAUCCUUCCCUCCACAGAGAUAUCACUACUUUUUAGUGUUGGAUUUUGAGGCCACUUGUGACAAACCACAGAUUCAUCCUCAGGAAAUCAUUGAGUUCCCCAUUCUGAAGCUAAAUGGCAGGACGAUGGAGAUUGAAUCCACCUUUCACAUGUAUGUGCAGCCGGUGGUGCACCCUCAGCUUACUCCCUUCUGUACAGAGCUGACUGGAAUUAUUCAAGGCAUGGUGGAUGGGCAGCCAAGUCUCCAGCAAGUGCUUGAGAGGGUCGAUGAGUGGAUGGCGAAGGAAGGCCUCUUAGAUCCUAGCGUCAAGUCGAUUUUUGUAACCUGCGGAGAUUGGGAUUUGAAAGUAAUGUUACCAGGACAAUGCCAAUACUUAGGGCUGCCGGUUGCUGAUUACUUCAAACAGUGGAUUAAUCUGAAAAAGGCAUACAGCUUCGCCAUGGGGAGCUGGCCGAAGAACGGGCUCUUAGACAUGAACAAAGGACUCAACCUGCAGCACAUAGGGAGGCCUCACAGCGGGAUAGACGACUGUAAGAACAUCGCUAACAUCAUGAAGACGCUGGCCCAUAGAGGCUUCAUCUUCAAGCAGACCUCCAAACCCUUUUGAUCGGCGGGGCGGGCCGGACAGGGCUGCAUGCGGCCGGCUCCUCCGCUGCGGGAGGACGGGCGAGAGCAUUCGAACGGCAACCGAGGACAGAGGCGACGCCACAGCCAGCUCCGCUGCUCCGCCGGUAGAGAUUGUACAUACGGAAAGGAAAAUCUCUGUGUAGACCCGACGUGGACCCCCUGUCUGGGCUGCUCCGGCCAUCGCCCGCCAUGCCCCCGGAGCCGCCCACGGCGCUUGCACCACCUGGUUAGAGCUGUAGUUCCUUCUUCUUUCUGUGCCCCUGGUUUCCGUUGCCCCCUCGUGCCCCGCGGCCGUGGGUCGCCCUCUUUCUUUUCUGUGUUUGUUUCCCUGUCGCCAGGCCCUGCCGGGCGCUGCCGGGCGACCCGCCGGCGCUGCGUGGCAGCUCCAGCCUGACAUGGCCACAGGAGCCGCGCCCCCCGCCCCGCCCUGCCCCUCCCAGCCCGCUCCUCGCCCCUUUGCAGUGAACACUAACCCCGAUCCCGCUGUGUGUCCCCGCAACCCGGCUUUCUGCUCCAGCUCAAGUGCCUGUAUUCUCUGCCCGCCGGCUCGCCAGCCAGGGCUCCGGGCAGGGGGCGGGCGGCGGCAGGCAGCCUGGCCCUUCCGCUCGUGUCUCUCCCAGGGGGCAGGAGGGGGGCUCCUGCCCGCCCCCCUCCCCCCCGGCCAAAGCGGUUCCAGCUCCUGGGGGCACCAGGUCCAUUGCUGGCAGUGGACGCACCAGCGAGUGCUGGCACAGAACGACGGUCAUUCCUCUGCCCCCCCCCGUCCCACCGCUCCAGGCAUGGGGUCCGUCCGCUGAGUGAGGGCCCCCUCCCCUGCCCAGCCCGCUGAGCUGCAGCUCUGCCCUCGCCUGCCCCAUUCCCCGCGGGCCGGGCUCUGCCCCUCGCAGGCUCCCUGCCAGGCUCAGCAGCAGCUGGCUUGUUGCCUCUUCCCCUCCGACCGGGGGGACUUGGGCCCGUCCAUCCAGGUGGGUUUUGGGGCAGGCCGAGAGGCCGUCCCCCUCGGCCCCCAGGCUCCGUGACAGCAGGGCCAUGGAGGUCCUGUGGCUCAGCCAUGACGCCAGAUCCCUGCUGAGCCGAGGCCUCGCCUGGCGCUGGCCCGUGGUGAUGCUCCGGUGCCCGCGCUCACGUGGCCCCGUGACCCGCCAGCGCCCGGGCUCCCUCCCGCCCCCCAGCCAGGGCUGAGCCGGCUCGGUCACCAGAAAGAAAAUACAGGCACUGAACGUAGCGGUAAACGACUGCAUGGUGUGUGGUGUCCAGCUCAACCAGCCGAUAACGCAAACCCACCAUCCCCAUCGUCUAGUUAUCCCGAUCCUUGCUGUAAAUGUGCCACAUGAAUAAAGUUUGGGGAAAAAGGUG